CCCGCUUGUGGCAGCCGCUAUCUAUAACUUUAUCAUCCUGACAUCUUUCUCCCUCUCUCAUCUUCAACCUCUAGCCGCGCCACAAGUUAUUAUUUGAAGCCUACCAUGCUGAGAUCUUCAUAGGCUCGAUAUCAAGUAAAUCCUCUUCAGAAUCAGUUUGAUCAUUGGUCUAGGAGCGUCUAAUAGUCUACUCCGCUCGGGCCCGGGACCCUCCCUCACCCCACAGGAUCCGCCUCGUCAUCGGGCACCCGCCUUUUUAGGCUGAGCUGGUCGAGGGAAAAUUCGAGGAAAACAGCCCUCUGUCGCUCAUAAAGACAAGGCUAAAGUGUCCCUCUCACGAGAUAACACCUCUAUCCAGACGCCCAUCCCUUACCUCAGCGGCCUCACAUCUGCGGUAUCCCACUUUUCCUCCCUUAAGUGGUUCAGUUGAAGAGUGGCUGUCUCGCUCGAGGCCUAUCAGUAUGACGUCGAGCCCUUCGAUGGACCACACGCCCAGGUCACUGAGCGAAAGUUGGGCGACACUGAGCGCCUCUGAUGUUCACUCUGAGGACGGCAGUCGCUCUGAACAGACCGAUGUUGGAUCUCUAAUUGACCAAGCCGGCCCGGAUGAUGUUGCAAGCCUUGACGGUCAGUAUAGCGGUAGUGAGAUUUAUGAGAACGAGGAGGAUGACUACGAUUCAAAAAGCAACAUUUCUGGUUCGCAGGAACUGCCCGCCCUUUUCCCUCAGAUUGAGGGUUCUAUCGAUGACAGUAACAUUACCACCAAGACUGCUUUCCGCCAGUCAACCGAGUCAAUAGAAUUCACUGAGCCUGAGAAAUGGCCUGAGGUCGAACAAGUGGAGCUGAAGCAUACCAUUCAUAUGUUUGAGGGAGCCGAGGCUGCUGGGUUGAAGAACCAGUUCUCUGUCGAUCUCCAGGACUCUAUUCUUACUGCUACCGUCCAGCAAACGAUGACGAAGAAGAGCCUAGACACUGACAAGCCGUUUCGUGUGCUCUAUAUUGGAGAUUACGAGUUUCGAAACAUCAUUCUCGACAAGAUUGGCGAUGUUCUUGUGUCAAGCACGUGUAGUGGCUUCGAAAGCAGUUCCGCAGAAUCUUCUAGAUAUCACGUUGUACCAACAUCCUUCGGGACAGGCGCAGUGCCUAAUUUCGCUGAGCUUCUUCCAAUCCAUGUUCAACUUAUUGUUGACGAGUGUCCUGAGGCGUCUGUUGGUUUUCAAAGCGAUAAGCCCAACACCAUUAAGUUGAACUUCAAGAAUCGACCUUCAUGCACGUCUUUCUGGGCAGGGGGUGAGUAUUGUAUCUCGUCUUCAUCCGAAUGGACACUUCCCAAUGUAGCAAUCAUUUUUUUAUCCAGCAGGGACUCUGCAGCUGCGGAGGAAACCCAAAAACUGGCUCGCAUAUUCAUGGAAAGGCAUGGCAUUCCAACUAUGGUUAUUUCAGAGAAGCCAAUUUGGAAUCUGGCCGAGUUAAUCCCACUUAACCACCAUAGCCUUCACAUGUGCCUGGAAUCGCGUCAUCCGUUGACCGGUAAAACCACAGUCCUAAGAAGAUAUCCCAUUGAUCUAGCGACUUUUGAAAGCAUCACACCCGGACAACUCAAUAGGAAUCUUGCCUCCUUAGUGAGUAUCUAUACUAAGAAGUCUGGCAAGAUUACCCUGGAGAAUACAGAAAACGUUCAGACGAAGCCACUUCUCAAUGUUGAGAAAUAUACGAAACUACCCUUCAUCGCGCACCUGAAUGACGAUUGUGGGCUAAUGCCUGUGCUGCGUUUAAUCGUCCUCACCGUUCUCUUAAGCGUAGCUACCCUUCUAGCGCACUCUGCCCUACGUGCAGCGUCGAUUCUAUUCGCGCAGUUUUCUGCUCAGUCGGCCAUCUCCACCAUUGUAUCCAUGGGCCCGAGCAGUACUCCCCCCACCAGUAUUAUACCAGCAAAUGAUUCAAAACAGACUUCGCUUUCAACUCUAUCUUCCUCGGUAACUGAUAUUCAAGUUUUGGGCAACCGGCCCCACAGCGAUUCUCCGUUGGACACCCUGGUGGAUGGGCUGUUGUCUCCUGCCAAAAAGCAGGAGUCCAGUGGCUUUGAGAUUCAGGUUGUCGGUGAUUGCCACCUUGUCAUAAAACCACCCAAGAGGUCUGUGGCCGGGAAGAAGCAGCCAAAAUUUGGGGUUCAAGUUAGUCGGGGGGGCGAACAUCUCGCGUAUGAGCUCUCUCACCUGUUUGAUGGGGUAUACACACUCAAACUUGAUCGUGGGGAUGCAUUCGGGAUAGUGAAUGUCACAGUGACUAUGGCUUCGAAACAUCCCCUCAAUCAGACUACAUCUGUGGACUUUGGAACACCGUGGCUGAAGAUUGCGAACUGGAAGCGUGCGGUGCAGGUAAUCUCAUCGCAACUUAUGGGUGACUUCAACAAUGCACAAGCUGGAUUGUCAGAAGUAUACAGCCGAUACCGCACCGAUUUGCAAGUUCUCAUGGGGGAUGUUGUGAAAAGAGCUCACCUCUUACGCCACGAAUCAAAUCUUCUUCAGCAUGGCCCUGUACAACUUCUCGAGACGAAAGAUGUGGUCAUCUCGACGUCCAAGCGGCUUUCCGAGGUCGCCAAGCGUACUGCCGUGCAACCGCUCCUCGCCGCCUCUUCUGUGCUGCAGGACACAACUAAGAGAGUAAAUCGAGAGACGCGGGAUGCCAUCAGUGAUACAUGGCAUAGAAUUAGCACACAGCCGCAUGGACUUGACCUCAAGUCUAUAAAGGACCAAAUUCGAAAUGCAAGAAAGUGCCAUGCGUUAGACAAGGCGCAGAGAAGAGCAAAAGGCUUAAUGAAACGGAAGUGCCAACAUUCUGAAUGUUCGUGAUACGACCAAUGGACCUCAUAUACAAACUAUAGCGUCCAUCUUUUUACAUUUCUAGGUCCUGUACUUGCUUCUCAUACGUGCCUCCGAUGUUCUCCUUCAAUUAUCUUUCUCCUUGUAUCGUUCUCUUUUCUCUUUUAUUCUUUUGGGGGGGGGAGCGGUUUGGUUUGUUCCUCGGCGAAAGGGUACUGUGAUAUUUUGCUUUAAUUUAUCUUUUAACAGGCUGGAAUGGCGUAGGGUUCUCGGGACAAAUGCUAUGUAGAAAUGAAUAUGAUGUGAAACAAUCGCUCUAUCA
Aspergillus alliaceus is the source of this 3144-nucleotide messenger RNA. RefSeq lists its product as uncharacterized. The transcript is spliced from 2 exons. NCBI's taxonomy places the organism in Eukaryota, Fungi, Ascomycota, Eurotiomycetes, Eurotiales, Aspergillaceae. The record is from RefSeq and is a predicted model, not a curated record. The coding region runs from base 462 to 2852 and encodes 796 amino acids.